AUGGACGCAGCAAAGACCGCAGAGUCGGCCAAGGGCCAGAAGGGCCUGAAGCAACGGAAAUCUUUUCUUAACACAACGGAGCAAAGCACGACAGAGGAAGUAGACGUCGGCUUAGAGGAACUGGUCGUUCCUGUCCAGAGCAUCGAGAUGCAGCGGUCACAAUCAGGGCAGUUUUCCCUGAAGUCAAAGGCGUCAACCUCUUCUUUGGCCACCGAGACCAGCAUGACGAAGGAGACAGUCGGGAGCAGAAAUAUCCUUGGUCAGCCAGCCAACUUUGGCACCGUGGCGCCCGGAAUCUACAGAAGCAGCUAUCCUCAGGAGGCCGACUACGCCUUUCUCCAGAAGCUGAGGUUGAAGACCAUCGUCACGCUUGUGGAUAAGGAACUCCCUGAGACGUUUCUCCCAUUUAUGAAGGCCAACAGCAUUCAGCAUCGCCACAUCACCAUGCAGGGCACCAAGAAGGAGACCAUCCCCAUCCAGACAAUGUCGGCCAUUCUUCAGGUCGUCCAUGACAAGCGCAAUCACCCUCUCCUGAUCCACUGCAACCAUGGCAGACACCGAACUGGAUGUGUCGUGGCUCUCGUGCGCAAAAUCCAAAAAUGGGACUCGGAGCGCGUGCUAGACGAGUACAGGGCCUACGCAUCGCCAAAAAUCCGGGAUUGUGAUGUCGAGUACAUCACCAAGUUCCAGACCAACGAGGUCCAGCAUCUAGCUCUGGCACCUCUUGCCGAAUCAUUCCCAGGUCAACAUGCGUUGGACGCCCGUCGAAUCCGGUUCUUCCUGGCUUCAUUUUUAACCAUUUUCAUCUGGUGGACCACAUUACGAUUCUUCCGACGAGACGUCAACCAGCGCGAUGCGGUCUUGGGUCUUUAA
Molecule: messenger RNA, 873 nt
Organism: Diaporthe amygdali
Lineage: Eukaryota; Fungi; Ascomycota; Sordariomycetes; Diaporthales; Diaporthaceae
Product: tyrosine phosphatase
Exons: 3
Coding region: 1-873 (290 amino acids)
Biological process (GO): protein dephosphorylation
Cellular component (GO): cytoplasm
Molecular function (GO): inositol diphosphate tetrakisphosphate diphosphatase activity; phosphatase activity
Source: RefSeq, a predicted model, not a curated record